GAAGAAUUGAUGACCAGAAACAAGAGUAUGAGAGAUGCCAACAACAGAAGAAACGCAGGAAAAUAGAAGAUGAGACGAGGCGGCAGGCAGCGCUGGACCGGAAGAGGACAAUCCAAGAGCAGAUUGAAAAGGAGAAUAAAAAACUGAGGGAACUGCUUUCUGAAGCACACGACAGGCUUCAGCUGGAGCUAAACCUCAAAGCCCAGGAGCAUUACCACCAGCAGCACUCUCAAGUCCUGCAUGAGCUUGUGGCGGAGGAGCACGGAAUAGCAAGGGAUGAGGUCACUGAUGUUAAUGACAAGUUUAAAGAACUAUUAUCAAAGUAUGACAUCAGAGAGGAUCAAAAUGUGAAGAUUCCACUGAAAAACAGGAUGAAAACUCUCCAAAAUGAGCUGACAUUACAAUAUUUUAAAGAGCACCACAUCCCCACUUCAUUACAGUGGGCUUUGGAUCAGGCUACUGGAUAUGUGAACCUGUCUCUGACUGAGCGGUUCAACAUUCUGAAGUCAGUUGUGAAGUUGACCUUAGAUGGUGACUCUGAUAUUAAAUGUUUCCUCACGACUGGACAAGACAGGAAGACUGAGUUCCUCUUCAAUUUGCAGGAACAGCUACAAGCUAAAAAUCCAACACUGGCCAGACAGGUGUUAGCAAAUGUUCUGGUUCUGUCCUCAAAGCUGACCCAAUCAUGUAAGGAGAUCCUCUGUCACAUAGUCUUCAACAACAUCUGGACACCAAAAGAAAUCAGGCUUUUCAUUAGACAGACCUCGAGAGUGGAUCAGGAAACAGUCGUAAAAAUCCUCCACAAAGCGUGCACCUACAGGCUGAGCUGUAACGACGCUCUCUCUGCCCUGAAAAAGAAAAAUCCUGUAGACUACAUCCAACAUUGUGUGGACAGAGCUGAGCAUGACAAAGAUGCUGACACACUAUUGGCUGAACUGGAAGACAAAAACUAUCCAGAGUGUGUCCUGUCACUCCUGCGAAAAGUCCUGACGUAUAUUGAAGAAGAGCUACCCAAAUAUGUAAGUAAGCCCAUUAAGGCGAAGAAGAUUGAAGAUUGUAAAAAGAUAAUAAAUUCUCUUGAUUUUAACAAUCAUAAGAUUGAUGCUCUGAAGAAAUGUAAGCUUCUGAGACAACUUGAGACAAAAAUAGAAAAGAAUGUGUCUGUAGAUUGUUACUCACUAAUGGACAACAAAGCCAAACUUUACAGGACGGACAGGUCUCAUGGAGACCCUGACGUCAGCCUGCUUCUCCUGGAGAAUGGCUGUACCUGUGAAAUCAUGUCUGAGGAAUCCCUCAUCCAAGGAGCUGUGGACAAAUUAAAAUCAACAAUUAAAUAUUCUGACCAGUGUUCUGUGAAAUCAUUGGAUGAAUGUAAGGGAUUUAUCAUCGUCCCUUCAUUUUUGAAAACUUACAUUGAGAAUCGGUUACCACUUUUUGCAGAGAACGCCUUAAAAGCCAUCAGAAUGACUCCGGGAAGAGAGUACAUGAUUGAAAAAGCACCUGAAGCUGACACUGGUGGUUUCAGUGAUGCUGAUAGUCAUCAGUAUGAUGCCAUAAUUCCUGUGGACUUUGAGGCCAGUGGGAUGUUGGAGAAAAACAAGCGAUGGGGUGAGGGCCUACAACAGUUUCUGGAGAUGAAGCACCAGCUGGCCAUUUCACAGCUGUCCAAUGUGACAAAUUACAUGUCCAAUGUCCAUUUCUUUAAAAGGUACCUCAGUGGAAAAGGCAUUUUUGGUGUUUCUGGGACACUUGGUGAUGAAGCUGAGAAAGUAUUUCUUGAACGGCAUUACAAAACAGCAAGCUAUGUCAUUCCAGCUCACCGCCAUACGAAGCUUGUUGAGUUGCCAGCAGUUCAGGUGAGUGGAGGCAGCACUCAGUGGAUCCAGGUGAUCUGUGAAACUGCACAGAGAGCUGCAGACAGAGGCCAAGUUGUUUUGAUCAUUUGUGAAGAUGUCAACACUGCAGAUGAGCUGAAGACAAAAAUGGAUCUUCCAGAAAGAGAAGCCAGUGAGAUCACCAUGUACACAAUCAGUGAGAAGCACAACAUUGAGAAACAAAACUUUAGCCGGGGAAACAUUAUAAUUGCUACUAACCUCGGUGGCCGAGGUACAGACAUUAAUGUUCAGCAGGACGUAAAUGAGUGUGGAGGUCUCUUUGUGCUCCUCUCAUACUUUCCUAGAAGUCACCGUGUGGAGCAACAGGUCUUUGGACGCACUGCCCGGAAAGGAAACCCAGGGAUGGUCCAGAUGGUUCUCAACCAGGGCCAUCUUGCACCAGCGUACCAAGGCCAUUCCAUCGAAACCAUGAGGCAUCUCGGAGAGGAGUAUGAGCUCAGACAUUUAGACAGCAUGGAGAAAUAUAAGUGUGACAUUGAAAUUAAAGAAGCUCUCUUCUCCACAUUUUGUGAAUUUCUGUGUGACUUUGACAAGAAUUACACGGUGGAAGAAAGGAGUGACCUGUCCAAGGUGAAACUGAAGGAUGUUCCUGAAUAUUUUAAGAUCCACCAGAACAAGUUUGACUAUCAGACUGCACUGAAUGCUUUGAAAGAAUCUUGGGCUUUGUGGCUCAUCCUUCAUGAAGAGCACAUCAGCAGACAUGAUGAUGUCAGCAAGUUGAGAGAAGAUCUCACCAUAGACUUGAAGAAGACCGGUGACUUCCUUCUGCAGGGGACUAGCUGUAAUUUCUAUGAUUACAUCAAACAGGCAACAAGCAGGACUGACCUGCACUGCAUGAACAAAACUAAAUGUGACUUUGGAGCAAAGACUUACUGGCAGAAAGCUGCAGAGUGUGAUCAUUUCUACAGUGCUGUGGCGCUUUAUAAUCAAGCUUACAUCACACUCAACCUCAGAAAAGGAGACUACAUAGCUGAGGGAAAGAAAUUAUUGGAGGAAGCGCAGUCUGCAGUGGAUUCUGAGAAGAGGGACUUGGAGUCUUACAUAGAGAAAAUUUCUGAUGUUAACCACCCUGCUACAGCUUUGGACAUCCAUGUCCUCACACAAAGUGAUGCUCUGGAAGGCAAAGGCAUCAAACUGGUUACGGUGGAUAACGAUGGGAAGAAGCUUUCAGAAGACUAUUUUCCAGGGAAGGAGGACUCAGCAGGUGAUAUAGUCCUCCAGCUGAAGAAGGAGCCAAAAAAUCCAACACA
Molecule: messenger RNA, 3145 nt
Organism: Pundamilia nyererei
Lineage: Eukaryota; Metazoa; Chordata; Actinopteri; Cichliformes; Cichlidae
Source: RefSeq, a predicted model, not a curated record